Messenger RNA from Marmota flaviventris (yellow-bellied marmot), 1779 nucleotides. The record is from RefSeq and is a predicted model, not a curated record. Lineage: Eukaryota; Metazoa; Chordata; Mammalia; Rodentia; Sciuridae.
GAGGGUGUUGCCGACGCUCACCCCCGGGGGCGUCUAGUCCUUCCCGUGCAUUCACAUGUCCCACCACUCUCUGCAGUGGACGUGAAGCUGGACCCUUCCACGGCGCACCCCAGCCUCCUGCUGACAGCCGACCUGCGCAGCGUGCAGGACGGGGAGCUGUGGAGGGACGUGCCCCGCAACCCCGAGCGAUUCGACACCUGGCCCUGCAUCCUGGGCUUGCAGAGCUUCUCAUCAGGGAGACACUACUGGGAGGUGGUGGUGGGAGUGCGGGCCGAGUGGGGCCUGGGCGUCUGCCGGGACUCGGUGCAGAGGAAGGGGGAAGCCACGCCAUCCCCGGAGAACGGCGUCUGGGCCCUGUGGCUGCUGCGCGGCUGCGAGUACAUGGUGCUGACCUCCCCGUCCGCGCCCCUGCUGCAGCUAGAGCGGCCGCGCCGCAUUGGGGUCUUCCUGGACUACGAGGCGGGCGAGGUGUCCUUCUACAACGUCACGGACGGGUCCUACAUCUACAGCUUCAGCCAGGUGUCAUCGGGUGUCCUCCGGCCCUACUUCUUCGUCUGCGACGAGGCGCCGCUGAUCUUGCCACCGAUGGCAGAAGCGGAGGCAGAGAACUGGGCGUCCGGGGGCCACCCUGACCCUCCUCUCGUGGGCGACCUUCAGUCCUGAAGUGCUGUGCUCAGGGUCCUCCCGCAACCUAUCCAAGGACCCUGGAGAGCGGCGGAGGAGGGACAUACAGCUUCACCAAGUGCCCAGCUCAGGGCAGCCUCUUGCUCGGGCCUGAGGAGGUUCCUUGAAAUCCAAGCAGACAGGAGAUGCUGUGUAUGCGGGAACGUUGGACCUGGAGGGUCUCCUCAAACUAUUCCCGGAUGGCCCCCCACUUACUCGAUGGCUUUUCUUUCAAAUUAAUAGUCUCGUAUUAAAGAGUUCUGUAUGUUCGUUAUAAUUUCCAUUCUUUUCAGUGUCUUCUCUCCCAACGCCAAAUCUCCCGGCUGAGAGAUGGAAACCCUGCAGGGGGCCCGAGCAGGCUGAGCCUCCCUCCCGAGCCCUCCCUCACCUUCCUGGCUGGCUCCUCCUCUGUCUCAUUCCUUGCCCCCCCCCCCUUUUUUUUUUCCUGGAUACCUCUGGUUGUUUAAAGUUUCGUUUCCUUUUACAUCAACAUAUUCAAAAUCAUCCUUCACAAGUGUGUCUUUAUUCUGGGAACAGUUUUUGAGGGUCGUGAAAUUCAUUGCUCCGACCAUAACAUGGAUUUCCAUCUUCUCUCUUUAUCUCUGCAAAUGUUUGUAAAAGUAGGAAUGCCUUAGAUAUUUGAUCCAACUGGUUUUCUUCAGAGUCAGGAGGGACUAAGGAAGGUUUGCAUCAGCUUUCCAAAGGGCUGCGCCCAUUCAUGGGGCCAGAGGACAGCUGCAGCCUCCUGCCUGCUUUGGGGAUUGGCCCCAGGACCACAGCAGGGGUCCUUCCCUGGGGGUCUCCUGUGCCUGGAACAAUUUACUGGCCCUCACAGUAUUAGGGUAGGUAUUUAAGGUCAUGAUUGAUGUGACUAGUUUAAAUUAACUGUGUUAUUUAAAUAAAAUGGUGACGUUGAAAAUGAAAUGAUAAAAAUAACUUAUUUUUGAAUUAUAUUCUGUACCUUUCCAACAAAAUCCUUUAAAAGUCAUUGAAGACCCCCUAUUCUGCCACCUUUGUCUUCAUUUUUAUCUAAUAUGUAAUUGCUAAACAAAUAUUGUAAUAUUCUAAUGCUAAAUGCUUAAAUGAUGAACAAAUAUAAAUUAUGAGCAAAUUUAA